This is a messenger RNA of Gadus morhua (Atlantic cod), 2198 nucleotides long. It is a transcript of the gene ctsf, whose product is annotated as cathepsin F. The coding region runs from base 196 to 1626 and encodes 476 amino acids. The record is from RefSeq and is a predicted model, not a curated record. Gene Ontology annotation, molecular function: cysteine-type endopeptidase inhibitor activity; cysteine-type peptidase activity. Gene Ontology annotation, biological process: proteolysis. The transcript has 14 exons. NCBI's taxonomy places the organism in Eukaryota, Metazoa, Chordata, Actinopteri, Gadiformes, Gadidae.
ACAUCGAGCUGACUCCUCCCACCAGCACCUUUAGAUCAUCGGCUGUUCGGCAUGCUUUUAGUAAACAACCAAGCAAUCUGUGAAUUCGGAUCAAUUUCUAUCAACUGGUAUAUAUCUAUCAACAAAAAACAUCGCUGGUUUUAAGUCAGCGUCAUUCGGAUACCGGUCCGUUUUCUUCCCAGACAGAGGGACAACAUGGAUGCCAAAUACUGCCUAAUCCCGUGCCUGGUCCUGGGUGUUGUGGCUGGCCUGGUGCAGACCCUUGGCGAGGACCUGGACAGGCCUCUGUUCGGGCCGCCCGGGUCCCCGGUGAAGCUGUUGGACUCGGACCCAGGACUGAAGAAGGCCGUGCUGUUCGCCGAGGAGCGCUACAACCUCGGCACCAAUGCAAUGCACCUCCGCAGAGUCAGCAGAAUAAUAUCUGCGUCCAAACAGCUGGUCAAGGGUAUUCGCUACACCAUCACCGCAGAGCUGAGCAACACGCAGUGUAAGAAAUCUUCCAUGCUCCGGACCUGCGACUUCUACCCCGAGUCCCACAAACUGAAGACGGAGGUGUGUCUGUUCGAGGUGUGGGACAUCCCGUGGCAGGGCAGCUCCACGCUGCUCCGACAGAAGUGCCACCCUGCAGCGGAGUCCAGCCCUAAAGAGACCAACAGUGUGGAUGAGCUGGUUCCUCCUACCAGCCAGGCUCUGCAGGAGCAGGAGAGCGUGAAGCUUUUGGGCAUGUUCAAAGAGUUCAUGGUGAAAUACAACAAGGGGUACAGAACCCAGGAGGAGGCAGACCAACGGCUGCAGAUCUUCCACCAGAACCUGAAGACUGCUGAGAAGCUCCAGUCUCUGGAUCAGGGCUCCGCUGAAUACGGCGUGACCAAAUUCAGCGACCUCACCGAGGAGGAGUUUAGCUCCAUUUACCUCAACCCUCUGCUCAGCCAGCGGAAUCUCCAUCGACCAAUGAAACCAGCGGCUCCGGCCCGGGGCCCCGCCCCCGAUAGCUGGGACUGGAGGGAUCAUGGAGCUGUCACCUCUGUAAAAAAUCAGGGCAUGUGUGGCUCUUGCUGGGCCUUCUCGGUCACAGGAAACAUCGAAGGCCAGUGGUUCCUGAAAAAUGGAACAUUGGUGUCACUCUCUGAACAAGAGCUGGUCGACUGUGAUAAGCUGGACAACGCGUGCAGAGGCGGACUGCCCUCAAACGCUUAUGCAUCCAUCGAAACACUGGGUGGCCUGGAGACAGAGGCCGACUACUCCUACACGGGACACAAGGCCAGCUGUGACUUCACCAGCAAGAAGGUGGUUGCCUACAUCAACAGCUCCCUGGAACUGUCCAAAGACGAGAAGGAAAUUGCCGCUUGGCUUGCUGAGAACGGACCCGUCUCUGUAGCACUGAAUGCGUUCGCCAUGCAGUUCUACAAGAAGGGCGUGUCUCACCCACUGAGGAUCUUCUGCAACCCGUGGAUGAUCGACCACGCUGUGCUGCUGGUGGGAUACGGAGAACGGAAAGGAAUUCCUUUCUGGGCAAUCAAAAACAGCUGGGGAGAGGACUAUGGGGAGCAGGGUUACUAUAACCUGUACAGAGGGUCUAAACUCUGUGGCAUUAACCAGAUGGGUUCAUCGGCUGUGGUCAACUAAAAAAAACUGAUACACACGCAUGCCCCCCCCCCCCCCCCCCCCCCCCAUCCUCUAACUCUGCUGUUACACUACUCACAUACACUCAACCAUGUGAUAGAGAAUGCAUGAAGAUAAAAACUACGAGGCUUUCCAAUCCAACCUGGCUAGCAGUAUUGCACCUCGAUGACUUGCACAAUGGAAUAUGAACAAAGCUAUUCUCUGGUAGACGCAUCUUUUCUUUAUUGGCUUCCAAGUUGUACUCAUAGUUUUAGUGUGAUUAAAAAAUGUUUUAGUUGCUAUUUUAAUUCACCAAGCUAAGAAUCUAACUGUGUUUGACUACUGUUUAACUCAUUCCUCAUUGCAGCCGCUGUGAAAUAACGGACUUCUCUGUAGGUUCCCUCCAUGGUUCAGUUACAUAGUGUUCUGUAUAACUCAAGACGUUGAUCCUGGCUUGAUCCUGGUGCCCUUUACCCCAGUGUUUUGACAAGUAUUAUCAUUUAAAUAUAACAGGGAUUGCAAACUUUUAUUUUUAUUUUAUUGUGAAAGUUAUAAUGAAUGUGAAUUAUGUAGAUUGAAUAAAAAUUUAAACUUUU